This is a messenger RNA of Trypanosoma grayi, 1998 nucleotides long. RefSeq names its product zinc finger protein. The record is from RefSeq and is a predicted model, not a curated record. Gene Ontology annotation, cellular component: cytoplasm. The transcript has a single exon. The coding region runs from base 1 to 1998 and encodes 665 amino acids. NCBI's taxonomy places the organism in Eukaryota, Euglenozoa, Kinetoplastea, Trypanosomatida, Trypanosomatidae.
AUGGCAUUUGAGUUCCGGUUACGGCAUCCUCCGUGCGACAUUUCAUUCCUUGCCGUUGUCGAUGCCCCGGUUCUUUACAAUGCCGGCGGCGCCGCGAACGAUGCUGUCAAGGAGGCGACCAUCCGUCAGAUUGGAUGGCACCCGCUGCACCUGCCAGAGGAAUGGUUUUUCUCCGAGAAAUCCCGUGCGAUGACGGAGCGGGUGUGCUGCACGAUGCAGUGCACCAUCCAGUAUCUCGCGCACCAGCAGAAGAAACUAGAGGCGGAGGCGGCGAAGACGCAGCGCAGGUUGGAGGAGAUGCAAGAGGAACGGGAUGAGGCCUUUGAGGAACUCAUCGAGCUACGGGAGGUGGUUGCGCUAAUGAAGCAGCGCUACGGGGAGGGAAGUCGGAGAGGGCCAACAGCAGCUCCAGCGGGAUCGCUCUCUCAGGUUGGGAGGUCUGGGCAUUCCUUCACUUGCUCCCUCUGCGGUAACUGUUAUCCAUCAUCAUCAUCGUUACAGUCACAUGUGCUGAAGCGUCAUCACAGAGGGCAGCGUUAUGCCACCAUGGCUGCGGCUUCAGUGGCAAUUCGAAAACAGGUAAUAGGGGCCGUUGACCCGCCAAGAGACGCACUCAUCGAGGAGCUUACGUCUUUGAGAUCAGAUGUAGCGUUUCUUCGUGGGGCCGUAGCAGCGGAGUGCGAAAAGCGGCGGGAAGAGGCGCAGUCGUCGUUUUUCUCUCCCAUUAAUGUCGUGGCACUGCCGGCCCACCAUCUGUCAGCUUCACCCGCCCCUAUCCAGCCUGACGGUGUUCUUGCGUCAUCGGAACGGCAGCAGCAACAGCAACAACAACAACAACAGCUAAUCAAUGCGUUACAGGACGAGUUGCAGUUCACGAAGUCCCGCCUGGCCCACAUGGGGGAGGCACUGCGUCACAAGGAGGAAGUUAAACGUGGUGGGCGUGAGAAACAGGCCAGUAUCUCUGCGAACGAGCAAGUGGAGGCGUCACCUUUAUUGAAUACCACAAUAACUUCUGCCGAGAGUAAGUCUUGUCACCCUGAUGACGGUCCUGCUGCUGUGUCGGCCAACUCACUUGUUUUUUACUCUGGUCGCUGCGGUGCGCCAGUACAGGAAGUGUCCAACACAUCUCCCCAGCGAAGGGAAGCGGCACUGCCUGAACGCCAAGACGAGAAGGCAUCUGCUCUUCAUGCGGUGAGCUCGGCGCACUGCCUGAACUCCCCUGCACCGUCACAGCACCCUCUGCUGUUGUCUCUCGCACAAAAGGACUCAACACAAUCACAGCUGCUUGCCGCGCUCGAGCCGGAGCGUUCGGAAUCGCCAGGAAACUACAGUUGUAUCGCAACCACUGUGGAGAAAAAGAAACUGAUUGCUGAUGCAGCGGAUUCCACGAGUAUGCCAGUUGGUAUAAAUGUGGGAGCACAUUCGCAGGAAUGGAGUGAUGUCCAGCUGAAGAGCCCGGCUUACGUGGAUUUCGGUAGCCUCACGGGCAGCAACGCCCUUCGAGUCGGCGAACUUGCGUCCGCGAGCCGGCCCUCACUCGCAAGGAACAUAUCGGAUGAAGCUGCAAGACGGGCAAUAUCCGACGCGAGCCAAACACCUAACAGGAAGGAUGCCAACUUGGGCUCUGUGCGGAGUCUUGAGCCGGCAUCCUGGUGUUCCUCCUCAUCCUCAUCUUCCUCCUCUUCCUGCGGUUCCUCCCCCCUCGGUGGAGGCUCGGUUAGCUAUGGAUCUCCGCCCAGUUUUUUGGGCCGUUCUCCGCAGCAACACCAACUCCAGGAGCGCCCUCCAAUGGAGCAAGCACAUGCCAAACAGGCCACAGCGUCGAGCGCCACUAGCAGCUUGCAUAUAGGCUGUGAAGAUGAGAGGGAAGCAGCGGCAAAGUCCCGUGUGGCGGGAGCCCAAUCAAAGGUAGCGGAGGAUGCUCACGCUGGAAAGGGCAAAAAGCGGAAGGGGCCUAUAUCGUUUAUCUCAAAAAUAUUCGGGAAGCGCAAGAAGUGA